This is a messenger RNA of Cryptotermes secundus, 9563 nucleotides long. Its product is annotated as rho GTPase-activating protein 12. Gene Ontology annotation, molecular function: protein binding. Gene Ontology annotation, biological process: signal transduction; regulation of GTPase activity. The transcript has 12 exons. Lineage: Eukaryota; Metazoa; Arthropoda; Insecta; Blattodea; Kalotermitidae. Bases 126 to 4235 code for a protein of 1369 amino acids. The record is from RefSeq and is a predicted model, not a curated record. Gene Ontology annotation, cellular component: cytoplasm.
UUAUAUUAAAAUAUACUGUCGUUUCUGUAUACGGAAAUGGGCGGAUAGUGGACAGGAACACUUCGACAGGAUGCUUGUGGCAUGCUGUGUGUUUGUUGAGAGAUAAGAACUAGCACUAUAACAGAAUGCAAAGCGCUCAGCCCAGGUUGACGAUAAGUAACGUCGCGUUCAGGGAACACCUGCGAGAGCAUCACUGCAUGUGGUUACCUGUUUAUCUGCCCGCCCAUAACGAACCUGUCCCUAUAGACGUUGCUGUGUGGUUGUUUGAAUUGCGACAUUACAGCGAUUCUAAUGAGGUGCCGUGUAAUUCGAGUGUGAAUUUAGACUAUGACAGUGUAGCUGACAGCAGUUGUGAGUUACAUACAGAGGAAUCUCAGAAACUCAACCUUAAAAAAAGUGACGAAAUAAAACAGAACUGUCAUUCUGAGGUGAAGGAGCAUCCUAGUAAUGCAGAAAACUCUACUCCAAAGGAAGACAUUCCAGGGUUGCUGAUUUAUGAGGAAGCUUAUGUUAAGAUUCACAGCAAGGAGGAAGCCCAAAUUCGCCAUUGUGACAUACAGGAAUAUUCUGAAAAUUCUUCCCUAGGUGAAGAUAUUCCAGGCUUGGUGAUUCAGAAGAAAGAAGUUUCUGUUGAGAGUCCUGGCAAGACUGAAGAAAGCUUGAUUUGCCAUUGGUGCCCUGAAAAUUCUGCCACAAGAGAAGAUAUUCCAGGGUUGCUGAUUCAGAAGGAAGAAGUUUGUGCUGAGAAUCUCAGGAAAGGCGAAGAUAUCCUGAACUGCCAUUGUGAAUGUUCUGAAAAUUCAACUUCCAGAGAAGACAUUACAGGGUUACAGCAGACACAAGGGGAUAGUAUUCAGAGUCACAAAUGUGAUCGUGCCGGUGCUGGCAGUGAUGGUGAUGAUGUAUCAUUCAAGAUUUGCAGUGGUAUUGUACUGGGAAAUGGAAUAGUGCACACUGAUGAAGAUAACCAGGAAGUAUAUCAGCAUGAAGUAGGUGAAUCGCCCAGCUGUAAUCAUGCGCUGAAAUAUAACAGCAUCCUGUGGGAGGCAAAUCCCCUCUAUUGUGGAGUAGGCCUAGAAGGGAAUGGGAGAGUGAUCAGGAAGUUGUGUCAUAACGCUUUGGAACACCCAGGCAGCAGUAUACAUGUAGAUUCUGUAGAGGAAUCUGGAUGGGGUUCCUGCGAAACAAGUGAACCUGUUGUUACAAGUUUCAUUGAGUGUGGAGUAGACUGUAUAUUGAAAACUUGUUGUUCAGUAUGUGGGUGUGGAACAUUCAGUAGCGAGUUCCCCUUGAAUGUAUGCAGCAAUUGUUGUUCAUUGGGAGAAGAAACAUGUCAGUGUAGGACAGAUCGCAAUGCAGACACACAUCUGAUAGACAGCUGCGUUGGUGAAACAGCUUUCAGUGUUACAGACAUAAAGAAAGUAAAUGCUGAGAUUUAUGGAUGGGAUGUAACACAGAAUGUGUCUGGUAUUCAUGAUGACCUUCUUACAGGCAUCAGUAACACUGGCAGUGACUGUGAUAAAGCAGUCAACUGCCAUCCCACGUCAGAGUAUUUUGGUGAUGGUGAUGAAGAGUUAGCGCCUUGUGGUGAAAAGUAUGAGGAAGUGCUCCAUCAUUUGGAACUGACCAUCCAGAACCUGCUGGUUGCCACAGGUGACAUAUCAGGUGAUCAUGAAAUGGAACCUGAUGCUGACUUCUUGAAGCUAUGUCAAGAAGCACAGGAUUUGGCGGAAGAGACUUCUCAGCAGUGUUCAGCCCAGAUAAAUUCCAAAAGAAAUAAGGCCCGAAGCAUUACUUUGAGUUCUGAUCUGUCGGAUGAAGUGUUCAUUAAUUCUCCAUCUUCUGAUAAUGUGACGCAUGCAUUACUACAAGAAGUGCACAGGCGUUAUACUUCAGACAUUAAUUCUAUAUUUGAUGAUGGCACAAAACCACCUGUGCCCCCAGCCCGGAUGAAGAGGAACAAGGAAAGAUCAAAAACAUUACAUGUUACUGAACAAAAAGUUGUAGAUGAAACUAAAGUUUCUGAUACUGCAUCUGACAACUGUCUGGAGAGUCCAAAUCAUUCAAAUGAUACAGAAUUGUCAGUGGAGAAAGGUAAUAAUGAAAAUAGUUUGCUGGAUUGUCAGGAGCUAUUAAUAAUGAAACGCGUUACAGAAAGUACCAAAGAGAAGAGGAAUGUCAGGGUGGCUUCUCAUUAUGAAGACAGAAAUUUGUACAGUCAUGCGUGCCAUGCACAUCAGUGUGUUCCGGAUUGUGACUCUACAGAUGUAGCUGUUGUGUCUGGCGGUUCUCAUCCACCAUUGGAUGGCAAAAAUUCUGAGUCCUUUGUACCAGAUGACGUAGUAAUUAGAAAACCUGACGAGUGUGGUGAAUAUCUGAACAUUGUUUUGACGCGAACUCGACCCAUUUCCUCAACAGAAUUUCCACCCUCAGAGCAACAAAUUGACAGUGUUUCAUCUGCCUGUGAGGACAGACUGCCAAGUGAGUCAGUUUCAGCGGAAACCAUGUGUGAUAAAAGUGGUAUUUUGUUGCAAACCCGCAAAGGCAGCACGUCUAGUGAUAUUGCUGCAUGGAAACAGGAACUCCAGAAUUCUGGCCUCUUUUAUUUGGAUGAUGAGUGGGAUGCAGAUUGUAUGUUGCAGCCAGACAAGUGGUUUUCAUCAAAUGACUCAGAAGGACGGGUAUACUUUUUUGAAGAAAACAGCAAUGUGUCUUCCUGGACUUUACCAGACUUCGGUAAUGCUGGAUGUGAUAAUCCUACACAUCCUCUUCAUCCAAACCUAAGUGAAUCGGGAGAAGAGGCAAAGAAAGAAGCAAAAGAUGACCAGUAUGUGGGUACAGAUGUUCAAUUACGUUCAGGUCAGCAAGAGUGUCAGCCUGAAAGCAGGGUUCAGCAUCGCAUGGUCAAAGCUCAUUCCAUGGUGUUGGCAGAUGCUAGUAGAAAGAAGCAGACGUCUAGCAAGUCAUCAUCAGUCCCAAGGAACUGGCCACAAUUAUGGGAUGGAAACAUGUGUGUGCUUAAGGAGGGAACAUUAAAUCGCACAAAAAUUACGGAGAAUGGCAAGAAGUUGCGCAAGAACUGGGCACCAGCCCAUGUUGUCCUUACAGAACUUUUUCUGCUUUUCUUCAAGGAUGCUAAAACAUUUGAGACCAUGAAAAUUUCUCAUGGAGAGAGUGCUUCAGGGGCAGCACAGCCAGAGUUCUCUAUAGAUCUGAAUGGUGCAUUGCUGGAGCAUGGAGAAAAGGCAUCAAGUCGACGUAAUGUAUUUCUUGUAACAACAGUGCUUGGUCUACAGGUACUAUUGCAGUGUGAAAAUGCUCAACAGGAAGAAGAAUGGUACAAGGCCAUCCACAAAGCUAUCAAAGAUCUUCCAUCUGCAUAUGAUGCAAGUCCAAGGAAUAAAGCAGCAAAACUAAAUCCCCAGCACUUGAGUUCAAGCUCACCCGAGGAAACAAAAAAGUCCUCUUACAUUGGACGUUCAAGAUCAGUGAAAUCAGUAAAAGUAACUUCAAAAGAUGGGAGCCAAGAAGACUUAACUGCAAGUUCUGAGGAGAGUCAAACCAAGAUCCGCAAUCGCCUCAAGAAGUUCUUCCAUCGUAGGCCAACCAAAGAGAUUCUGGUCAAGAAAGGCAUCUAUAAAGAUGAACCUGUUUUUGGCUGUCAUCUGGCAGAUGUGUGCAGGGGAGAGUCUCCUAGAGUGCCUGCCUUUGUGCAGCACUGUGUUGCUGCUAUUGAAUGCAAGGAGGAGAAUAUGAAGACUGAUGGGCUGUAUCGUGCAUCAGGGAACCUGUCCCAGGUUCAGAAGAUCAGGCUACAGGUAGACCAGAAUAACUUGGAAGUCUUAGAGCAGGAAGAAGACGUGCAUGUACUCACAGGUGCACUUAAGCUCUUUUUCCGCGAAUUGAAGAAACCUCUCAUUCCUUUUGAUCAUUUCAGUAAAGCACUGAAAGCAAGUACAAACCCCAACAAGAAGGAGAAACUGCAGCAGUUCAAGGAGAUUGUUAAAGCACUUCCCCUUCCAAAUCGAGAUACUCUUGAGUUCUUGCUUAGACAUUUGCUCAGAGUGACCGAGUAUAAAGAAUUCAAUCGCAUGCACAUUCCAAACCUCGCAAUUGUCUUUGGUCCAACACUUAUGUGGCCAGAGGCAGAGUCCAGUAAUAUGGCCCUGGACCUAAUGCAACAAAACCUUGUAAUUGAGUGCUUCCUGCAGGAAUUUUACAGCAUCUUCCAGUGAUGUAUGUUCCACUUUGAAGUGCUUCUGGCAGUACUGACCAUUGUUGAACUUCUAGUGAAUUGUAACUUGCUGUUAGACAGUAUUUGUCACUGCAGUCUAGUAAAGUGAGCACUGAAGUCUUAGCUUUACAUUUGCAGUGAAUUAUCAGGAUAUUAUUUGUGAUUCUCAGCCUUACUUCUAAGAUAUGAAGACUGUAAAAGUACCAGUCAGAGACUGUGCUUAGAGAUUUGAUGGGUUUGUAGAGGUAGUUAUGCAAAAUACAGUGGAAGCCCCAUUUAAUGUUUCUUGAUUUGAGGUUUUUCUUCAUUAAAUGUUCAAUUUCUGUAGUCCUUUCAUUACCUGAAUUUUACAUUCCCCUCAUUUAAGAUCUUUCUCGUUUGACUGCAUUAAUGCUAUAUUGUAUGAGUACAAAUGGGAUGCAUCAAUUGAACGUUGUUAGUGUGCAAAAAUGUAUUAAAGAAAAAUUAAUGUAAAGCCAGGUUUAGAAAUAUGACAACCUGAUAUGAUACAUAAUUAUUAAAUGGUGCAGAUGCAUAAAGAUACAGUAUGCAAGAAUGUAUUUGUUAUAAUGAAUAAUGAAUUUGGAAAGUAGAAUUUUAAGUGAAGCAGUCAUACAGUGUAAUGAGUAGAGGGCCAGAAAAUUUGAGAUAAAAUAUACAAAAUAUAAUUAGUGCCAACAGUGGUAUACAAAAAGCAGUAUAUUACAGAUGAUCAGUGACAGUCAGGGUGAGAGAUUGUCAGAGAUGGAAAAACAGUGUAAUGUCUUUUCAUUGUAAUGAAAAUAUAUUACACAUACUAGAAGAAGGAUAUUAUUUUUGCAGUGUAUUAAUAUGGAAUUUUGUUGUUUAAUAUGUGUAAAAAUGAGGAAUUUGUGUACUCAAAGUGGGGGGAAAAAUAUUGUGCCUUUAAUAUACAAAAUAAUAUAGUUUAACAGAUACCUGCGGGUUUUGUGCAUAAUGACCCCAUUUGGGCAAAUUUAUAUGGCUCUCCGGUUCAUCUGUUAGCAAGGAUAAAGUCACAGGGUUGGUAUACAAGAUACAAAAUGAAAAUUUCCUGAUCAGUAUAUUAUCCAUUAGUCUUUAAAACAAUAAUGGGCAGUUAUUUUUUGUUUGGGAUUGGAUGAGUCUGUUUCACAAUCUCCAUGGAUUGGAGAGUCUUAGAAACAAUUUUGUAGUUCAGUAAUUGGCUAUUAAUUACUUCCAGUGACUAAACACAAUUUAGACUACUAUAUAUACAAAAAUACAUAACAAAUUGUAUUAUUAACAGUUAAUAUGCACACGAUAACCGAAGUCCUGAUGUAUGUUCUCAGGAUCCUAAAUACAUACAUACAUACAUACAUACAGUUAAGUCUGGAGUUGGUUGCACUCAACUCUCUCGACUCUGUAUGUGCAACAGGGACCUCAGAAUGGGAAUUUGUCACAAUUCUACAUUUGUAUCUGUUUUAUUUAUAUUUUACAAUUACACACAGUAACAGUGGAGAAAGUGUAGAUAAUUAGAAAUGAUGGAUAAGCAAGAUACCGUGUUUAUUUGGAAUUUUUUAUUUUGGAAUUUGAAAAAAUGAUAUAUCUGACUGUUUUGUAGCAUUCUGUCUUCUUUGGUUCAAGGUUAUUGAAAUGUGCUUUACCAUUGAUGGAAUGCUGCAGUGUAUGGCACAGUCUGAAGGUCAGUGGUUUAAUGGUUGUACACACAAUGAAAAGUAAUGAGAUAAUUUUUGUUGUGAAUCAUUCAUUGAUUCUAGAAGAAGGAACUGUAAAUGCCAAAUUUUAUCUAGAAGUGAUGGAACAAUUGUUGCAAUGAAUUUGACUGGUCAGUCCAAAUUUUCAUGAAAAACAAAAACUGUGUUUUGUUGCUUGACUGUGCACCAGCAUAAACUGCAUUAAUUGUUCAGAAAUUUCUUUCACAGAGAGGAGUUGCUGAAAUUAACAUCUGCAUGCGCAAGCCCACACACACAUUCACAAACAUCAAAUUUGGUUCUGGCUGACUUUUUUCUCCUCCUCAAGUGAAGAUGAAAGUGAAAUGAUCUUGUACCAUCAGAAGCGCUCAAAAGAAUGUGACCAACUAUCUCUAGGAGAUAUCUUUGGAGAAAUUUAAGGAUGCUUUCAACAAUUAAGAGAUUGGUGUAAUAAGUGGAUAGCGUCCCAUGGGAACUAUUUUGAAUGAUUAUCAUAAUAAAUUUUUUCCUGGACUCCUGCUUUUCCCUUUUAGAAGUUUUGUCUCAUUACUUUUCAGAUGAACUGUAUACAUUACAGUAGAAUACCAUGGUACAAAUUAUGGGUGAUUAUGUUGAAAAGAGAGGUUCUACAGUGUCACGGAUAUUGGAAGGUGUACUUCACAGCUAUAUCGCAGUGUUUAAAUUAAUGUCUGUGAAGCCUGUGAAAGAAACUAAUGAUUGAUUUGUGGCAUGAGAACUUUGCAUUACCAAAGUAAACAUCUAGGACUGGAGGAAAUCAAAUGAAAAAAUUUACAGUGUGCCAGUUACAUACUUGUAUGAAGGGCAUUUUAAGGGCUGAAAUAGUGAUGAUGAAAUGCAACAAGGUGCAAAGACAUACAGUCUGCUGCAAAUUGUUUUAAUUUGUCACUGUUACAUGUUACUGAAAAGAAGUAAAUUUAGAAAAUCAUUAUGGGAAGCUAUAAGCAGUAAUUGGGCAGUUAUAAAGGUUCCAUGGUUAAUCUGCCAGCCAAUAAUUGAGUGUACUCUACAGUAGUUUUGCUAUGCCAAGUGCAAAGAAUUAAAAAUUAUAGAAUAUCACAGCAGCCCAAAGGCUGUAUUUGCCUCUCUGUUUUGUGAAGAUAAAUUGCAAUUUCCUUGUGUUAUAGCUUUCCUGCACACCUCUCAUUUUGAAUGGGGAUUUCACUGUAUAAGAAAGUAUUUACCAAAAUCACUGUGACAGGAGCUCCAGUAAAUGAUCUGAACAAGAUUUUUGAAAUAUUGGGAUUCCAAGACAGUAGAAGGGUAAGGGUAUAUAUAUAUAUGUCUGUAUACAUCAUACCUGAUUGUGCAUUAGAAAUCUGUUGAUAAGUGACAGUAUUUGAAACAUAUGUUAAAGGUUAAAUCAUUAUUUCUGUUGUACCUUUUAAGAUUUAUAAAACUAAAUAUCCAGUAUUAUAUAGUCUGUCAGUAGAGAAAAUAUAAUUGAGUACAAUGACGGUAUGCUAUGUUACUUUAAUUUAUUGUUAUGUGAUUCAUUUUAUUGCUGUUAAGAACUGGGGAGUUUGGUGCAAGAAAGAUGUAUCUCUAUUUUUGUGAGCUUAUGUGAACAAAAAUGAAGACCAGUGACGUGAGGAAGUGUGGAAUUCAUACAGAAGCCUGCUGGAAAAGGCCACUAAGAAGACUGAAAAGGAGAUGGAAGGAUAACAUUAUAGUGGAUCUUAAUGAAACAGGCUAUGAGGAUGGGAGGUGGAUGAAACUGGCUCAGGAUCACGUCCAGUGGCAAGCUUUGGUAUUAGUUAUAUUAAACCUUCAGGUUCUGCUGCCAGAGAAAUGUGAAGAAAGCAAGUAAUUCAGUAAUCUGUCUUGAAUUUUGUAAUUUGUUUCUUUACAAAUAAGUGGCUUCACAUUAUCUUCUGCUUAAAUGUUGGAUUUUUAUGAUAUCAACAGUAGUAAUAUUCAUCAGUCAUUUGUUUCCACCAGGACUGGAUUUCCUUGACAAAGUCUUCCUUAUCAUUCAGAAUCUUUCCAUACGUACUUCUCAUGCAUGUGCUCCACCCCAUAGAGAGUAGGAGAUCUCAGUUUCAUAAGAUUUCUUUGCUUGUCUUCUCAGUGGUCAUUUGUUUGAUAUCUACAUUUCUUAUGCUCUCAAAGGAAACACAUUGCCCUUAUCAGUACCCCUUCACACCUUUCAUUUGAUCAAAUUUGCUUGUAGUGUUUCUACUUUCAGAUCUUACCUCAUUCCGAAGUAUUUGGUUUGGCCCCUUGUUCUUUUAAUGCCAUAUAAAACAUCUUGUUCAUUCCAUAUUCACAUUUCUGGUCAGUGUAUCAAAACACUAGAUAAGUGUUUGUCUUGUAUAGCAUACCUUUAAUUUCUUUUUUUUUUUGUUAGUCCAUUUCAGAAUAUCUUCUACAGUCUAGAAAAAUAUCCUGGCUUAGUGGGCUGACCAUUAUUCUUAUAUUAAAUGAUAAAAGAAACCCCUUAUGCAUUUUUUGAAGCUGUACCCCAUUUGUAUAGAAGUCCUUCAGUUUAUAUGUAUUGUAUGUGUUCCUCUGUGGAAUUUUAAAUUAUUUAAUUAUGAAAUAUUCUGACUUCUUUAAGGUUAAUUGUGACUUUCUGUAACAUAUUGAUAUUAGACUGAUAUCAAGUAUGAAAAGCUAGCCUUAUAAGACAGCAUAUUGUCUCUACAUAGGAAUAUAUUUUGUCAAAUUAAUCAAUUUUCAUGUAAUUUUGUUUGAAGCUUGUGAUAUUGAAAAUGGACCCCAUCCUCUUCUGCUUUCUUCUCCAGAUUACUAGUAAUCAUCCUGUGGACACUGUAUAACAUGUGCAGUUGAUAGCAUAUUGUUACAUAAACCAAGAAACAAAGAGAAACAAAACAAAAGUCAGCCAGCAGCAUAUCAGGCCAAUUCAUAAUUAACUUAUUUUUCACACAGGGUAAGAGCUCAUUAAUAUAAACAGGUGCAGAUUAAUUGUUGAUUCAGUUUUCUCAUAGUAUUUUGUAUAGAGGUCUGCAUGAACCUAAAUGCUGCUUUGAGGGCCUUAGCUGGGUAACCCAUAUUUAGCCUCAGGAUUGGUCACUGUAGCGAUAGUGAAGUGAGCCAUUAUUCAUAAAAUUUCAAAACUUCUUUGGGUCAGAAAAUAUUUUGAUACAAAUGAAGAACAUGAUUUCUUUUGUUAAAGAAGAUAUACCACCAUAUGUUGGUGCUGGAAGGUGGUCUGGUGAUGUUACUGUUUGAUAUUAAGGAAUUUGAUGUCUUCCAGUAAGGGAUUGGUCUAGUAUCAUGUGAAUUUACUGUAAUAUUCCAGUAACUUGAAAAUAAUCUGUCAGUUGUUAGUGAAAAUUGUUAAUCAAAGAUCAUUAAUAAGUUUAUGCAUAAGAAGAUUGGGUGUGUUCAUGAUUAGUUCUACAGUCUUCUGUGCAACAAUUUUAUUAAAACUUAAUAAAAGCUAGUCACACUAAAAGUAUUCACAUGUUUCAGCCAAAAUGGUCAUCAUUAGGUGUUAAAAGUUGUCAUUCAGAAAACUGAUGUGUAUUUGUUGAUAUAUGGUUCACCUAGUGCAGGAGAACAUAACACAGCAAGGAGGAAUACACACAUGUGCGCUAGGGGAACCAUAUUACUUACUUACUCAUGGAGCUGAGCCCUUCUGGAGGAGCUGCCAAUUCUGCAGCUACUCAAGA